AUGGCCCGCAUCGCUGCUCUGAUCGUCGCCCUCUUCGCGAGCGCCUCCGCGCUCGCCCCCACGCGCCGCAACUUCCUCGGGAAGGUCGCGGGCGCCGUCACGGGCGCGUCCGUCGCCGCGCCGGCCCUCGCCGACACGGACUACGCGGGCCUGCCCUACCUCGGCGGCUCGAGCAAGAUCGACAUUAACAACGCGAACAUCCGCGUCUACGCCAAGCUCCCCGGCAUGUACCCGGGCGCCGCCGGCAAGAUCGCGUCGAACGGCCCGUACAAGAGCGUCUCGGACGUCUACAACAUCAAGGGCCUCAAGGACGCGGAGAAGGCCGCCAUCAAGAAGUACGAGAGCCGCUUCAUCACCCUCGAGCCGGCGCCCAUGUACGUCAUCGAUCGCAUGAACAACGGCCUCUACCGCUAA
This is a messenger RNA of Aureococcus anophagefferens, 414 nucleotides long. RefSeq lists its product as hypothetical. NCBI's taxonomy places the organism in Eukaryota, Pelagophyceae, Pelagomonadales, Pelagomonadaceae. The transcript has a single exon. Gene Ontology annotation, cellular component: photosystem II oxygen evolving complex; extrinsic component of membrane; photosystem II. The coding region runs from base 1 to 414 and encodes 137 amino acids. Gene Ontology annotation, biological process: photosynthesis; photosystem II stabilization. The record is from RefSeq and is a predicted model, not a curated record.